Molecule: messenger RNA, 1740 nt
Organism: Salvia miltiorrhiza (redroot sage)
Lineage: Eukaryota; Viridiplantae; Streptophyta; Magnoliopsida; Lamiales; Lamiaceae
Product: oligouridylate-binding protein 1-like
Exons: 12
Coding region: 221-1444 (407 amino acids)
Molecular function (GO): mRNA binding
Source: RefSeq, a predicted model, not a curated record
UAGUGUAGUUGCACGCACAUCAUCAUCAUCUCAUUCUUCUCCCCCUCUCUCUGCGAGGGUUCUUUUUCUUUUCUUUUCCUUUUUUCUUCUCCCUUUCAUUUCUCUCAAUUUUUAAUUCUUUUCCGCUUCUGGUCACCCCGAUUUUUCUAUUCCCAUUUUUAUUUCCCUUCUUUCUCCCGUUUAUAUAUUUUUCUGCUGUUUGUACGGAAAAAAAGAAGGGAUGCAGCAGCAGCAGCAAAGGUUGAAGCAGCAACAGCAGCAGCUAGCGCUGAUGCAGCAGUCCCUUUACCAUCCGGGUCUUCUCGCUCCUCCUCAGAUAGAACCUAUCUUGAGUGGGAAUUUGCCUCCUGGAUUUGACUCAAGCUCAUGCCGCAGUGUGUACGUUGGAAAUAUCCACCCUCAAGUUACUGAACCUCUUCUUCAGGAGGUUUUCUCAGGUACAGGUCCUCUUGAAGGUUGCAAGCUCAUUCGGAAAGAAAAGUCAUCCUAUGGUUUUGUGGAUUACUUUGAUCGUCGAUCAGCUGCACUUGCCAUCGUGACUCUUAAUGGCAGGCAUUUGUUUGGACAGCCGAUAAAAGUCAAUUGGGCAUAUGCUAGUGCUCAGCGAGAAGACACAUCAAAUCACUUCAACAUUUUUGUUGGUGAUCUUAGCCCGGAGGUUACUGAUGCUACCUUAUUUGCAUGCUUCUCUGUAUAUCCUACUUGCUCAGAUGCAAGGGUAAUGUGGGACCAGAAGACUGGACGCUCAAGGGGUUUUGGCUUCGUUUCUUUUCGCAGUCAGCAGGAUGCUCAAAGUUCAAUAAAUGACUUGAAUGGGAAGUGGCUUGGAAGCAGACAAAUUCGCUGCAAUUGGGCGGCAAAAGGUGCUGGUCAAGGCGAUGAGCAGCAGAAUCCUGAUUCAAAAAAUGUUGUGGAACUAACAAAUGGAGCAUCUGAUGAUGGCCAAGAAAAACGGAAUGAAGAUGCUCCAGAGAAUAAUCCACAGUAUACAACUGUUUAUGUGGGAAAUCUUGCUCCUGAAGUCACAUCAGUUGAUCUCCAUCGCCAUUUCCAUGCACUUGGCGUUGGAGUGAUUGAAGAUGUCCGCAUUCAGAGAGACAAAGGUUUUGGGUUCAUACGGUACAGCAGCCAUGCUGAAGCUGCCCGUGCUAUCCAGAUGGGAAAUGCUCGCAUUCUUUUUGGCAAGACAGUUAAGUGCUCGUGGGGUAGCAAGCCUACUCCACCUGGAACGAGCUCGACCCCUCUGCCUCCACCAGCAGUAACACACAUGCCUGGUUUCACAGCUGCUGAUCUGGCGGCCUACGAGCGACAGAUUGCACUGAAUAAACUAGGUGCGGCUCAAGCCCUGAUGAAUCCGCAGGCCCACCAUCGUCUCAGUGGUGCUACCCAACAGAUGUACGAUGGAGGGUAUUCGACCCAGCAACCCCUCUAUUACCAGCAGUAACCCAGAUUUAAAUUUUUAUUUGUUUUUCUAAACGUUACUGGUGCACCUUGUAGCUUGUAUCCUAGUUUUUUCGGAUUAGGUAUAUCAUAAUUCAACCUCUGUUUCCAACCCAAACAGAGAUUCUUGGAAAAUAUUUUCCUAUUUUUAUGUUUUCAUGCUUUUAUUUUUCCAACUACAGAAAAUAUUCUAUUUUUUAGUCUUUUAUUUGCUCAGUUUUUUAUGCAGCCGUUGCUGUAGGCCUACACUUUUUGUUACUUGAUCAAUUUUGUACCAAUGAAGACGAGAAAUUCACUUCA